Teleopsis dalmanni is the source of this 2163-nucleotide messenger RNA. RefSeq names its product protein 5NUC-like. Bases 370 to 2127 code for a protein of 585 amino acids. Gene Ontology annotation, molecular function: 5'-nucleotidase activity. The transcript is spliced from 7 exons. Lineage: Eukaryota; Metazoa; Arthropoda; Insecta; Diptera; Diopsidae. Gene Ontology annotation, cellular component: plasma membrane. The record is from RefSeq and is a predicted model, not a curated record. Gene Ontology annotation, biological process: AMP catabolic process.
CGCACAAAUCGUUCUCGGAUGUAGUUUGUUAAAUAGUCGCUUCGUUUUUUUUUUUGCAAUAAAUAAAUAAGUGCCGAAGCAAAUAAAUAUUUAAAUUUUUGAAUUAUUAUUUCACAGUCUAAAUAUUCUUCAUAUACGAGUAUUCAUACUCACUAUAUCUUUUAUAAUGUGUAUAUUUUUGUGUUAGUCGUACUCUUUAUUACUACUUAAUCUUUACCUAUUAUUUAAAAGUAUUUAUGCAAUAUACGCGUUCGGGUGUAAAUGAUUGUUAUUUAAACUGUGGUGUUCGGUCAUAAACACAACUCAAAUACUGCAGAUUGUUCUCUCCUUCGCAACUAUAACAUUCCUUAAUAGUUCAAUUAUUCCAACAUGACGAAUGCGUUGUUGAUUUCGCUAAUUAGCGCUUUGUUAGUGACUGAAAUUUUUGCAAACCCUCUAAAAUCUGCUCCAGCUACUGAGUUUAUAAUUCUGCACAAUAAUGAUAUGCAUGCUCGCUUCGAACAGACCGGUAGAGAUAGUGGAAAAUGCUCACCAGAAGAUGCUAAUACAAACAAGUGCUAUGGUGGCUUUGCUAGAGUAGCUUAUGAGGUUCGCAAAUAUCGCGACGCAGCGAAGAAUGGUGGAACCCCAGUACUUUAUUUGAACGCAGGUGACACAUAUACAGGCACACCUUGGUUUACUGUUUUCAAGGACAAUAUAACUGCAGCCUUUUUAAAUAAAUUGGAGCCUGACGCUAUUUCUCUAGGUAAUCAUGAAUUAGAUGAGAAUGUUGCAGGCUUGGUGCCUUUCCUCAAUGAGGUGAACUUUCCUGUAUUAGCUUGUAAUUUGGAUCUCACUGGUGCACCUGAAAUAGCAACCACAAAACAUUUUGCGAACUCCACGAUACUAACUGUCAAUGAUGUGAAAGUUGGUAUUAUUGGAUAUUUAACACCAGAUACGAAAUUUUUAGCAUCUCCAAAUGCUGUGGAAUAUAAACCAGAAAUUGAUGCCAUAAAUGCUGAGGCGAAAAAAUUGAAAGCGAAUGGUGUUAAUAUUAUCAUUGCUUUGGGACAUUCUGGCUAUCAGAAGGAUAAAGAAAUUGCAGAACAAUGUCCUGAUGUGGACAUUGUUAUAGGCGGUCAUACCAAUACAUUUUUAUAUAAUGGUACGCAACCUGAUAUCGAACGCAUUGACGGCCCUUAUCCAACAAUGGUGAAGCAAAAAAGUGGUAAAAAAGUACCAGUUGUUCAGGCAUACGCUUACACAAAGUAUCUUGGUAAAUUGCAUGUACAGUUUGAUAAAGAUGGAAAUCUUGUUAAAUUUGAUGGUAGUCCAAUAUUAUUAAACGCGUCAGUUCCUCGAGAAAAUGAUGUUUUACAAUUAUUGGAACUUUAUAGACCGAAUAUCACUGCCUUAGAGCAAAGUGUUGUGGGGCAUACUAAAGUCUACCUGGAAGGCAGUAGUAAAGUUUGUCGUAAACGGGAAUGUAAUUUAGGAAACUUAGUUGCUGACUCAAUGGUGCAUGCACGUGUUUCUGAAAAUCAGGGCGGACUUUACUGGACAGAUGCAGCGAUAGCAUUUAUAAUGGGAGGAGGAAUACGUAAUUCGAUAGAAAAACGUUCUGAUGGUUCCAUUACCGAGACUGAUGUUAUGUCUGUUUUACCUUUUGAGAAUGAUUUGUAUGUUACAAAAGUAACUGGAAAAACUAUUCGCAAUGCUUUAUUACGCUCUGCAACUAUACGUGAUAGGGAUUCAAAUGGUGGAUUUUUACAAAUGUCAGGAAUCCACGCAACAUACGAUUAUAGUAAAGAUGAUACUGUGAAUGUAACAUCAGUAGAAGUUCGAUGUGCAGAUUGUGAUGUUCCUAUGUAUGAGGCAUUGGAUGAUACAAAAAAAUAUAAUAUUGUUUUGCCAAGUUUUUUGUUGGAUGGUGGAGAUGGACAUGUAUUCCGUGAAGAAGGCGUUAUCCCGAUACGCUUACAAAAGAAUGAUUUGGAGGCACUUACACAAUAUCUAAAGGAACGUGAAUUUAUUUAUCCAGAAAUUGAGGACCGAUUAGUAAUAAUUGAAAAGUCUUCUGCCAUUACAUUAAUUAGUUCAUUAUCAAUUGUGUUGAUUAAUUUAAUAGCUUUGCGUUUAGUUUUUUAAUAAAAUAUUAAAACAUUGCAAAUUUAAAAACUUAAU